This is a messenger RNA of Apis mellifera (honey bee), 2469 nucleotides long. RefSeq lists its product as uncharacterized. The transcript is spliced from 4 exons. Gene Ontology annotation, cellular component: external side of plasma membrane. NCBI's taxonomy places the organism in Eukaryota, Metazoa, Arthropoda, Insecta, Hymenoptera, Apidae. The record is from RefSeq and is a predicted model, not a curated record. Gene Ontology annotation, molecular function: carbohydrate binding. The coding region runs from base 110 to 1399 and encodes 429 amino acids. Gene Ontology annotation, biological process: biological process involved in interspecies interaction between organisms.
GCGCAGCGCGAGGCCAGUCCGAGAACGCGACCCUAACACUAACAUCCGGUGUAUUCCGAGAGUCGGAAACGGAAACGGCUGCUUGAUCGAUUAAUCGACACACGCCACCAUGAAGAUCGCUCUGCUGCUGCUGCUCGCCGCGGCCUUCGCCUCAGGCCAAAGGAUCACGACGAUUCAAUUGGAUGGCGUGCAAUACUUCGUUUCAAGGAUGAAUCCCUACAGUCCCGAAUUGAACUAUUUCCUGGCAUACCAAUAUUGCCGUUCACUGGGUCUCCAGUUGGCCUCUUUCGAGACAAAGGAAAAAGCCGACACGAUGACGCAGUACUUGAAAAACGCCGGCUACGUUAAAUACGACUUCUGGACGUCCGGCAACAAGUUGGGCACGGACAUGUUCCUGUGGAUGAGCACAGGUCUUCCCUUCAAUGCCACCUUCGACUACAUGUUGAGGCGACCUGGCAACAGACCUGCUGACGUCCCACCCGGCACUGAGCCUCAACGAGUGGCGCGUGAAAGCGGUGACAGCGGGAGCGCGGACGGAUGCGUCGCCAUGGUGGCACCCACGCUAGCCUGGGAGGCGCAAGAUUGUACCCUGGUUAAGGACUUCAUCUGCGAGCAAACAAGAUGCUACUACUACAACUACGGAAGCAUUCCAGUCUCUGCGACUCAGGGAAAUCGCAGACCCUAUAUAACAACGACCUCGGCGCCAGCCAGCGACGACCAGGUCGACGAGCACGAGAUCGAAGGCAACACCGGCAAGAACGACGAGCAAAAUCAGAGUAGCGUCGACGAGAAAUCAACACCGGAGGAGGAGGAGGAGGAGGAGAGCUCCUUUGAAGAGAAAUCGCCUGAAGAUCCGGUCGUCAGCAGGCUUAUUACCACGGCCGUUCCCGCGUCUGACAAGCAGCAAUCCGCCGCAUCGACACCGUCCACCCCCUCGGCCGCCGUCACCGAGGACCACGAGCAACCGACCGACAACGCCGAUCCGGACAACGCAAGGCCCGAGCAUCUUCUCGACAUAACGAGCCUGUUCACCGACACACCAGGCCCCCAGGCCAGAAAGGACAACGUGUUCGAGGGGCUUCAAACCCGCGAGGUUCACCGCUCGUCUCUACGCUCGGCCUCCAACAUGAAGGCCGAGCAUCGAGAGUCGCCCGAUUACUUGGAGGUGCGGGGCGAGACCGAGGCGCCCAACAACGGUUUGGAAGACGCUCACACGGUCGGCCCUUACGACAGCGUCCAAGAUUACUACGUGAACGACCAGCCGGAGGCGGGCGAGCCGUCCAUGAUGAAGGAUCAGGACGACGACAGCAGCACGAUCCUGCCAGAAGCGGAACCGGCCUACAGGUACAACAUCAAAGUGCGCACCAACGGAAAAGUAUUAGACCCUCCGUCCAAGUAACGCUUUACAAUUUAGGCAAUCGUCACGAUUAUUCGUCGAUGAGUGAUGAAUAAGGGAGAUUCUUGAAGGAACUAGAUAUAUUAAUACGUACGUUAUUUUAUGUGUAUAAUCGCGGACAAUAAUCGCGCGACCAUCGCGAUGAUUGGUGGGGAGUUCGCCGCCAUUCAUCCGUCUCGUUCUGAUUUCGAAACGAAUUCCCGGUAGUGCUCGUCGGAUUUCAUUCACGCCACGUUCAUCAUCGUCGUCGGGUCGACAGAAGGAAAAAAACGUUUUUUACAUCUCGUUUUCAUUCGUACUCUCGCGUAUUCAAAACCAUCAGUGAAUAUAACAACAUGAUUUCUAAAACGAAUUUCGUUGAAACGUUGAUUCUUUUCCUUCUGGCCCCGAUCCCCGACGAUAACCGACCGACGUCGUUCUCGCAAGGGCAUUCACUCCACUUCCGUUCAAUUCGGUCUUUUAAUCGUCCACGAGAGUGGCACCGGCGGACACGUGACGGCUCCAUUCUCCUCCUAUCUCUUUACCCGUCUUUUCCUUUCUUAUCGAGCCACGUAUCACUUAAUAUCGACUUGUAGAUGAUAGAAGAGGAGGGGGAUCAUCCGCGUGGCAUUGAGCCAGCGACGGCUUGAUUGAAUCAUCGUUGUUCUUUAAGGACAACGGAAUAAUCGUCAUCACGCAGGGUUUGGCAGGUUUGGUCCGCCAGUGUCACGAAUAAUAAUCUCAUUCGUAUCGGUGAAUAAUCAUCUUAGUUCUAAUGUAAUCAUAUUCGUACGUCCGCAAGAUGAAACGUUUUGCCGAUUCGAGAUCUUCUCUUUAAUGUGAAUGGGAUCGUAACGAAGAAUAUCAUCGGACGUGGAAAAGGGGAACGAAGGAGACGCAUUAAACGUUUCGGUCAUCCGGACGUAUGAGAAAUCGGCAAUCAACGCGUAUAUCGACAUCUCGAAAUGAUUUUCUAACUAUUACGGUAGGUAAUCAUCGACACAUGGAUCUUGAAUAUCAUUGCGUAAAUACGGCGCGAAUGUUCAACUUGUGUAAUUGAAUAUUAAUAAAGGUAACGAAACACAUUCUUACGA